Messenger RNA from Torulaspora delbrueckii, 1137 nucleotides. RefSeq names its product Cbs2p (gene CBS2). Gene Ontology annotation, molecular function: NADP binding; 2-dehydropantoate 2-reductase activity. Bases 1 to 1137 code for a protein of 378 amino acids. The record is from RefSeq and is a predicted model, not a curated record. NCBI's taxonomy places the organism in Eukaryota, Fungi, Ascomycota, Saccharomycetes, Saccharomycetales, Saccharomycetaceae. The transcript has a single exon. Gene Ontology annotation, cellular component: mitochondrion; cytoplasm.
AUGACCUCAAUACCGCGGGUGUACUCCUUGGUGAAUAAUCCAAUUACUUCGCUGUUAGCGUACGAGAUAGCGCAGCUUCCUAGUCAACCUAAAGUUCCACAGGUGGUUCUGCUCUUAAAUGAUAUGAAAAAACUUUCGAGGUUCCUGGAAAACGAUUCAAAAUUGACGAUACAGAAGAAUAAUGAUACCGAUUAUCACCAUUCACAAUUCAUGGCAUCACACCUUCCACCAGUUUAUUCGACAGGUGAAGUUGCGACCAUCCCAAAUGCCAUCUUCUCUGGGCCUCAUGUGAAGGGAUUGGUUCAAUCGAUCCAAAAAUAUAAGAAGUCUCUUAAUGAUCGAUCAAAUGUACUUCUCGUUAAUCCCCCAGUUGGUGUCAUAGAGAAUCUAUACAUGAAUGUGUGGCAGACAAAGGAAUCUCGACCAAACUUGCUGAUAGGAAUUACGGCUAGGAAAGAACGUAGCGUUGCAGUUAGCGUCAAUGAGUUCCAUAUCAACGUUAAAAAGCCCAAACUAACGCUGCGCAUCAGCCCAGUCCCUAAGGAUUUAUUUCAUUACAACGAAGAUCUACAGUCCGAUGAGAUACGAAAUAUGCGUGAACGUAACGAUUUAGUGAAGUUGUUAGAGAGUACCACUGAAAACAAAAGCGGUGUCUUAUCGCUGGAUCUCCUAUUUUAUCCUUAUGGUGAGUUACUUCUGAUACGGCUCGAGAAAUUGAUCAUUGAGAGUUGCAUUGAGCCAUUAGCGGCACUUUACGGUUGUCGCUAUAGGCAUGAACUUUUUAAGAUAGAGCACGCAAAGAACUUGAUUAUGGAUAUGAUCAAAGAACAAGUUUGGAUUUUGAGGUGCGCAUACCCUUUCCUAGCGAACAUACCAAAUGUUAAGACGGCGCUGGAUUACGAUAGGCUGUAUAGUGUUGUUCUGCGAGAGUUAGAACAAGGUGGCAACAAAUUCACUAGAAUGCUGUACGAGAUAGAUCAAUUGCAAGGAACAAACAUCAGCGAGUUGACCGGCUUUUUCAUGCGGAUUGCCAAUUACAGAAAGAUUGACUGUAAGCUGAAUAACACUAUAACCAACCUGGUCAUGGGUAAGGCUGCGUUGGCCCGGCAGAAAACUUUCGAUUAUAAAUACUUGUAG